This is a messenger RNA of Miniopterus natalensis, 3162 nucleotides long. Lineage: Eukaryota; Metazoa; Chordata; Mammalia; Chiroptera; Miniopteridae. The record is from RefSeq and is a predicted model, not a curated record.
AUGGUUGAAAGCCCCCCUUCCUGGUUAAAACCUUUUUUGCCUCCCAAACCAAUAGGAGCCCAGGUGCUGGCAGUGACUCAGCCUAUGGACUCCCAUGGCCCGGUGCCAGCACCAUCAGCUCCUCCUAAACCUAUUCUGUCCAAGGACCGCAUUUAUCCUUCCCUCAUAGAUCUAGAUGUAGAAGAGGUCCCUCCUCCCUUAUGCUCCUCCACCGGGGCUAACGGCCAGCGAUCCUACCAAUACUGGCCUUUCUCCUCCAGUGACCUCUAUAAUUGGAAAUCCCAGAAUGCUCCUUUCUCUGAGAACCCCAAGGAAUUAAUUGAUCUCUUAGAUUCUGUCAUUUUUACUCAUAAUCCCACUUGGGAUGACUGUCAACAGCUUUUGAAGGUUCUUUUCACAACCGAAGAAAGAGAAAGGAUCCUGGCAGAGGCUCGGAAGCUAGUCCCGGGCGUUGAUGGGUGGCCCACCACUCAGCCUAACCUCAUUAAUGAAGGAUUUCCCCUGGACCGUCCCACUUGGGAUUUCGACCAAGAUCAAGGUAGGGAGCGUCUUCGAGCUCACCACCAGGUUCUAAUGGCUGGUCUCCGUGCUGCGGCUCGAAAGCCCACUAAUUUGGCAAAGGUAAAUGCAGUCAGGCAGGAAGCCAAUGAGACUCCAGGAGCUUUUCUUGAGAGACUCUAUGAGGCCUUCAGGCAAUAUACUCCUAUGGACCCCUUAGCCACAGAAUCCAGGGCCGUGGUAGUCUUAGCUUUUGUGAACCAAGCAGCCCCUGACAUUAGGAAGAAGUUACAAAAGAUAGAGGGGCUCGGAGGACAGUCAGUGCAGGACUUACUAAAAGUAGCAGAGAAAGUGUAUAACAACCGGGAGACACCAGAAGAACGAGCAGUCAGGCUCAGGAGGGAAGAUCAGGAGAGAAUGGAGAAAAUUAGACAAGAAGAUAGGGAAUUUCAAGUUAAGGAAAAUCAAAGACACCAGAAAGAACUAGCCAAGAUAUUUUUUGCAGGUGCCAGGGAGGGACCAGAAAAGGGGACGACCGUGACUAGGGCCCUACUGGAAGCGCCGGCCUUAACGCUGCCUGAUCCGACCAAGCCUUUCCAGCUAUUUGUAGAUGAAAGAAAGGGGGUAGCUAAGGGGGUAUUGCUCCAGAUUCUGGGACCCUGGCAAAAGCCGGUUGCUUACUUAUCAAAGAAAUUGGACCCUGUCAUGGCAGGAUGGCCUCCGUGCUUACGGGUCAUAGCUGCCACGGUGACACUAGUACAUGACGCUGACAAAUUAACCUUCGGACAGCAACUAGCAAUCACCACCCCCCAUGCAAUAGAGGGAAUAUUAAGGCAAGCCCCCGGUAAGUGGCUAACCAACGCCCGGCUGACUCACUACCAAGGCCUCCUAUUAGAUGCGCCCCGGGUCAUGUUUGAGGCCCCGGCUACCCUGAACCCCGCCACCCUACUCCCUGUACCUGACCUAGAAGCCCUGCUACACCACUGCUCAGAAAUCCUAGCUGAGGUGACAGCGGUUCGAAGAGACUUACGGGACCGGCGGUUAAACAAUUCUGACCUGACUUGGUAUACAGAUGGGAGCAGCUAUGUAGAGCGAGGGGAGCGAUACUCAGGAGCGGCAGUGGUAGAUCAGAAAGGGAAAAUAGUCUGGGCCCAGGCGCUACCAAGAGGCACAUCAACCCAGCCAGCAGAACUGAUAGCCCUUGCUGAAGCCCUCGAGUGGGCAGAGGGAUGGAGACUCACUGUUUACACAGACAGCCAAUAUGCCUUUGGAACUGUACAUCUCCAUGGGGCAAUCUAUCGGGAGCGAGGUUUCCUCACUGAGGAAGGAAAAGAGAUUAAAAACAAGGAGGGCAUUUUACAGCUACUAUUGGCGGUACAGAAACUGAAAGCCGUUGCCAUCGUACACAUCCCCGGCCAUCAGAAGGGAGGAGCUCCGGAGGGAGCAGGAAACCGGGCAGCCGAUGCUGCAGUGAGCGAGGCAGCGAAAAACUGCGCAACUACCAUUCUGAGUCUGCAGCUCCCACCACCAAGCAUGGGUAAGCUACCCCUCACCCCCUUGUAUUCCAAGGACGAUAUCCAGUGGGUCACUCAGAAGGUAGACGCCGAGGCUGGGUCGGACCUCUGGUAUCGAGACCCUGAAGGGAAACUGCUGCUGCCAGAGGACCUAGGAAAACAUCUAAUCCUACAUCUGCACCAGACUACACAUCUAGGAGAAAAGAAAAUGGGCUACCUCUUAGAGACCGCCAAGCUCUGGUUUCACCAUCAAAGAAGGACUCUCAGAGAAACGAUCGACCAGUGUCGUAGGAGGGAGAGAGGGUGGAAGCCAGGAGUAAGCUGGGAGAUAGACUUUACAGAGGUAAGGCCAGGAAGGUACGGAUAUAAAUAUCUACUAGUACUAGUUGACACCUUUUCUGGGUGGGCUGAGGCAUUCCCCGUAGUAGCAAAGAAAAUUUUAGAAGAUAUCAUCCCACGAUAUGGGGUGCCUGAGAAAAUAGGUUCAGACAACGGCCCUGCUUUUGUCAGCAAAAUCAUACAGGGUCUGUCCUGGACCUUGGGGACUGAUUGGAAACUACAUUGUGAAUAUAAUCCCCAAAGUUCCAGGCAAGUAGAAAGGAUGAAUAGAUCAAUCAAGGAGACUUUAUCUAAAUUGGCAAUAGAAACUGGCAGGGACUGGGUCAUGCUCCUACCUUAUGCCCUGUUCUGGGUUAGAAAUACCCCAUAUGUGCUUAACCUCAUGCCAUUUGAAAUCCUUUAUGGUAGCCCCCCACCAGAACCCAAGGGGGAGGUUCAGCCAGAAUCCGCCAAGCUUACAAAGGCCAUCACGGCAUUAAAAGCUAUCCAGAAGGAGAUCUGGCCUGCCAUCGGGGUGGCACAUAGGGGUUCGGAGCCGAUUCCUGACCCAAAACAUGAGAUUGAGCCCGGAGACUGGGUAUGGGUGCAGAGUCAUCAGACAGAAACUCUAGAACCUCGCUGGAAAGGGCCUUAUAUUGUGCUUCUUGUGACCCCUACUGCCCUCAAGGUUGACGGUAUAGGUUCCUGGAUUCACCACUCCCACAUCAGGAAGGCCAGUGCCUGGGAACAGGAGGACGCCCGAACCAGCUGGAGAGUUGAGCCCCAUCAAGAGGACCCACUGAAGCUUAAGAUAAGCAGAAAGAAUGUAUAA